AUGCACAAACUCGAACGCUCGAAAUCAUCUGGAGCGCUUAUCCUGGAAGAGCAACCCUUGCACAUCCACGGUAAACUGGUCCGUAAAGUAUACGCAUCUGGUUGUGAGUUCAUCGAAUGGAGUCCAGAGUUACGAUCGGCGAUACGUGAGCUUUGGGCCGAUGGUGGUAUCAGAAAGACGUAUAAAUUGAGGAACAACUUUCAUAUUAGUGAAAGCGCUGAGUAUUUCUUCAACGAGUUGGAUCGAAUUUCAAAGAAGAACUAUAGACCAUCAUUACUGGACAUUUUGCAUACCCGUGUACCAACUUCCGGAGUUGUGCAGUUCUACUUCACAAUAAAAGGCAUAAAUUUCGAGUAA
Cooperia oncophora is the source of this 357-nucleotide messenger RNA. NCBI's taxonomy places the organism in Eukaryota, Metazoa, Nematoda, Chromadorea, Rhabditida, Trichostrongylidae. The record is from the annotation of a GenBank genome assembly.